Molecule: messenger RNA, 2972 nt
Organism: Harpegnathos saltator (Jerdon's jumping ant)
Lineage: Eukaryota; Metazoa; Arthropoda; Insecta; Hymenoptera; Formicidae
Product: cytochrome P450 9e2
Exons: 1
Coding region: 213-1781 (522 amino acids)
Molecular function (GO): heme binding; monooxygenase activity; iron ion binding
Source: RefSeq, a predicted model, not a curated record
UUUACUGUUAACGACGUUGCUGCGUUACCUACUUCGUGGUGCAUUACUUAUUUGCGCCUAGUCGAUUGCAUCAUAAAAGAACAUUUAAUUAAGUUUACCGUUUUCUUGGAGAUUUACUUGCUUUCAUACUUACUGGUUUAUACUCGCGAACACAUUCUGAUUGAACAUCACGCGGUAUUAUAUCCAGUUUAGUGAGAACACAUCCGAUCGACAUGAUGUACGCUAUCGGCUUGUCACUGAUAAUCGGUGCCUUCGGCCUUUAUUAUUUCUUCUUUAAGGAUCUGUAUCUGUUCAAGAAUUAUAGCAUACCAUAUUUGAAACCUUGGCCACUAGUGGGCAACAUGGGACAGGUGAUCUUCGGUAAGAAAUCGUUAAAUGAAUUCGUGAAAAUAAUGUAUGACAAGUAUCCUGGAGCCAAGUAUAUCGGUAUAUACGACAUCUUCGAACCAGUGAUAAUGCUACGUGACAUUGAACUCAUUAAGUCCAUCGCAAUCAAGCACUUUGACAUAUUCUCGGAUCAUCGUAACUUCAUCCAAUAUGAUCAGGAUCCGCUCGCAUCCCAGAAUUUGUUCCUUCUACGUGGCGAUAAGUGGCGAAAUAUACGAUCAAUACUGUCUCCGUCUUUCACAUCUAGCAAGAUGAAAACUAUGUUCAACUUAAUAUCUGACUACGCUGAAGAUUUCACCAAUUUCGUGGUGCAACUGCCACCAGAAAAGAGGGUGAUGGAGGCCAAGGACGUCUUUAAGCGCUAUACCACCGACAUAAUCGCCACUUGCGCGUAUGGCAUCAGUAUUAACUCUAUGCGAAAUCCAAACAAUCUUUUCUACAUAUUCGCAAAUGAUAAAACUUUUUUGAAGACGUUAAACGUCCUGCAUUUGACUAUAAAUAGAUGCUUUCCGUGGCUAGGGCGGAUACUCAAAUUCAAGUUCGUUAACGAGAAGAUGGGAAAAUUUUUUCAGAACAUCGUUGAAAUCUCUAUCAGAACCAGGAUCGAAAACAAUAUAGUUCGGCCAGAUAUGCUGCAUCUAAUGAUGGAGAGCAGAGACCGAGAAAAUAAUAGCUUAAAUUUAACAAUGGAGGACAUGGUCAGCCAAGUCUUCGCUUUUUUCCUCGCUGGUUUCGAAACUAGCUCGACAUUAAUGUGUUUCGCCACGCACAAGAUUGCAGAGAAUGAAGACGUACAGAGAAAAUUGCAGAAUGAGAUUGACCACGUACUGGAGAAUACAAACUGCCAAGUAUCGUACGAAGAGAUCAACGACAUGGAAUAUCUGGGUGCUGUGCUGAACGAAGCUCUCAGGAUGUAUCCUGUCGUUAUGGUGAUUGACAGAAUAUGUUUGACGGAGUUUGAGCUGCCGCCGACAUUAACAGGUGCAAAACCCUUCACAAUGAAAAAGGGACAAGGCAUUUUGAUCCCAAUAUAUGGACUUCAUUAUGAUCCCAAAUAUUUUGAAGAGCCGGAUAAAUUCAAUCCCGACCGAUUUAUUGGUGAGCAGAAGAGAUAUAUUGACAAAACGGGAGCUUUUUUGCCGUUUGGUAUAGGUCCCAGAAAGUGUAUUGGUUAUCGAUUUGCUCUGAUGGAGAUAAAGUUGUUAUUGUUCCACCUACUGGCACGGUGUGAUCUUUUGCCUUGCGAAAAGAAUCAGAUUCCGCUGAAGUUUGCUAAGCACAAUAUCUUUCUAGGCACCGAAAGUAAAUUAUGGCUGAAAGUGAAGCCGCGAGAGAACCCACAUCGCACCGUCGUCGUCAACGUCAGUAGUUCGGUGAAUGUUGACAAUAAAUGAGAAACAAUAUUUAUACCCUAGACGUACCCCUAAAAAUUUAUAACGGAAAACAAAAAAAUGAUAAAGUUAAUGGUAACUAAAGAAGUUCAUUUAUAAUCGCUAAUUCUCGAAGUCUCAAAGAAAGGAUAAAGAAGUGGAAAUGAGCCUUUAGAAUGUGGUUUGCUGCAAUAGAUAUUCCCUCAACUGUAUAUUUAGCAUCCCAAACAUUAGCUUUAGAUAUCUUUUAUUCUUUUCGUAAAUUAAAAAAAAAAGGAAUUUGAAAACGUUGAUGUGUCAUCAGAUCAAAUAACCGCUUGACACCGCAAUAGAUUUCAAGAAAAGAAGAAAAAAGGAACAUAAAGGAAUAUCUAUUGCAACAAAUCGCUUUCCAAAAGCGCAUUUGUUAUCGCACUUCUGGUCCUCUCCUGGUCAAAAGUAUUAGAAAAUUGCUUCAACGUCAAGGUAUCAAACUAUUUUAGACAUGGUUCUGUAGAAUUUAUCAAUUUUGCACGUUAUUGCGUUUUCAAAUAACAGAACGAAUAUCAAAGGAAGAUAAAGUGCUAUCUAAUCUGUAAUGAAAUAUAAUGAAGAGAUAAUAUUUGGCACUUACAAAUGUAUUGCUUCUUAAUUAUUUCUUAUUUUCUUAUAUGUAUGCUAAUUACGAACAAAUUUACAUCCGACAUGUUAUUCGUUACAACUUGCACAGCAUAUCUCGCGACAAAAAUAGAUAUUUCUUGUAAAAACACAAUUAUCAUCUAUCAUCUAUAAGAAAGCAGUAAAAAAGACAAGAAGCAUCUGGACUGGAAAGCCGGUGCCACCUUCCCUCACAACUACCAAUUAGAAUUUAUCAUUAUACAUGCAUCCUUUAAUACAAGCUUUAAAAGAAGCUAUGAUCACAUCCCGACCAUUGGGUCAAGUUUGCGAAUUGUCCUGUAUUAAUUGAACACUGACGUUCAUUUACAUCAAACAGAUAUCUUUCCCUGAUACAAAGAAUAUAUUUGCUAUAUUAAAUUAAUAUUAUUAACACGAGUAAUAAUAUAAGAUUCUCGCUUUACCACCGAAAAUAUAGAUAUGACAAAAGUCUGUUGAGUAAUACAUAGAUUCCAACAUACACGGUGUGCAAUAUUUUGUUGAAAUAAAAAAUGCGACACAUACAUAAAGUUUUUAAAUGUUAUUGAGAUUUCGAAUGAAUAAAGGAAUUAUAAACCAAAA